AUGAGUCAACAACCAAGACGACGCCUUCCUGAAAACUACAUGGUUAUUUGGGUUGAUGGAAAUAUGGAUAUGAUCAAUAAAGAUUGCCACAAUACACUUGCGCAAUUGCGCGGUGUUGUAAAUCAAGUCAUACCUUGUACGACAGCUGAAGAAUGUGUUCAACAGCUGAAUGAAAAUCCUGAAGAGAUAUCAUUUGUUAUCUCCUCAGGUGCACUUGGACAACAUCUGGUACCAAGCAUCCAUGGCAUGGCAAAAUUAAAUGCUAUAUUCAUAUUUUGUCGUAAGAAAGAACAUCAUCAAGUAUGGGCCCAAAAUUGGCCGAAAAUCAAAGGUGUUCACACAACAAUCAAACAUAUUUGUGAAAAAUUGGCCAUAGCAAUCAAACAAUACAAUCAAGAUCAUAUAUCGGUGAGCAUUGUUAGUGUGAAUGCGGGAGUACAUGCUCCUCCUCCAGUUGAACCAACACGUGGACAAUGUAUAGAUGGUAAUAAAGGUACAAAAUAG
Messenger RNA from Rotaria sp. Silwood1, 504 nucleotides. The record is from the annotation of a GenBank genome assembly. NCBI's taxonomy places the organism in Eukaryota, Metazoa, Rotifera, Eurotatoria, Philodinida, Philodinidae.